Daktulosphaira vitifoliae (grape phylloxera) is the source of this 1741-nucleotide messenger RNA. Its product is annotated as aldehyde dehydrogenase 1A1-like. Lineage: Eukaryota; Metazoa; Arthropoda; Insecta; Hemiptera; Phylloxeridae. The coding region runs from base 186 to 1649 and encodes 487 amino acids. The record is from RefSeq and is a predicted model, not a curated record. The transcript has 11 exons. Gene Ontology annotation, molecular function: aldehyde dehydrogenase (NAD+) activity.
UAGGUGAACGUGUUCAAGUGUUAUAUGUUAUUUAUUUAACUAUAAUUCAUGUCUCCUACACCAAUGUAAAAUAUUAAUUCAGUAUGGUUUUUCUGUGUGUGAGCAGGUUCUAAUAAUAGUUAAUCAGUGAAAUUUGCUUAUUUUGUUAUAUAUUCACAAUACUCAUAAGUAAAUUUAUUUUUAAUAUGGCAAAUUCUGAAAUAAAAGUAUUGUAUAAUCAGAUAUUUAUUAACAAUAAGUUCAUAAAUUCCGUUAGUGGAAAUACAUUUAUAACGCUAAAUCCAGCAAACAAGCAAAAAAUCGCCGAUGUCGCUGAAGGAGAUAAGGCAGAUGUUGAUCUGGCUGUUAAGGCAGCAAGAGCUGCAUUCAAAAUUGAAUCUGAGUGGCGUACAAUAGGUGCUACUGCUAGAGGUCAAUUAUUAUUGAAAUUAGCUGAUUUGAUAAACGACCACAAAAUUACUUUGGCCAGUUUAGAAUCUUUGGACAACGGAAAACCCUAUGAAGACUCUUUGUUAGAUAUAGAUGCAUCAAUAUCCACACUAAAAUAUUAUGCUGGAUUUGCGGAUAAAAUUCACGGCAAAACAAUACCGACGAAUGAACCAUACUUUUCAUUCACUAAACCACAACCAGUUGGUGUAGUUGGUCAAAUCAUUCCUUGGAAUUAUCCUAUUUUAAUGCUCGCUUGGAAAUGGGGACCAGCACUUGCCUCUGGAUGUACAUUAGUUCUUAAACCAGCAGAACAAACUCCUUUGACAUCUUUGUACAUAGCAGCACUUUCAAAAGAAGCAGGAUUUCCUGAUGGUGUUAUUAAUGUUGUACCGGGAUAUGGUCCAACAGCUGGUGCAGCUAUAUCUAGACAUCCUGAUAUCAAUAAAGUGGCAUUUACUGGCUCUACAGAGGUGGGUAAAUUAAUAAUGCAAGAAGCUGCAAGGUCCAACAUGAAACGAGUCACUUUGGAAUUAGGAGGCAAAAGUCCUCUUGUGAUUUUUGAUGAUUUUGAUGUUGACGAAGCAGCUAGUAUUGCUCGUGAUGCAGUAUUUGCAAAUAUGGGUCAAUGCUGUUGUGCAGGAACAAGAACUUUUGUACAAGAAGGCAUUUACGAAAAAUUUGUUGAAAAAGCUGCAAAAUUAGCUUCAGAAAUGAAAGUUGGUAAUCCAUUUGAAAGUGAAACUAAAGUGGGACCUUUGGUGGAUGAAGAACAAUACAACAAAGUUCUAGGUAUGAUCGAGUCAGGAAAAAAAGAAGGGGCUAAAUUAGAAGCGGGUGGGUCUAAAGUUGGAGAUGUUGGAUAUUUUGUACGACCAACUGUAUUCUCUAAUGUUACUGAUGAUAUGAGAAUAGCUAAAGAAGAGAUAUUUGGACCCGUUCAGCAAAUCUUGAAAUUUAAAACUAUUGAUGAGGUAAUCGAACGCUCCAACAAUACUGAAUAUGGUUUAGCAGCUGGUAUUUUGACCAAAAACAUUGAUAUUGCAUUAAAGUUUUCUGAAAGUGUCGAUGCAGGAUCCGUGUGGGUCAAUUGUUAUGAAGCUGUCAACCCACUUUGCCCCUUUGGAGGAUUUAAACAAUCAGGACUAGGUAGAGAAUUAGGAGAAGAUGGCUUAACCGGAUAUCUUGAAAUAAAAACUGUAUCCAUAAAGAAACUUAAUUAAAAAAGUACCUUUAAAUAUACUUUUAUGAACAUUAAAUUGACUUAUAACUAAUUUAAUUUAUUAUUAAACAUAUUAAUAGUAAAAAAUAUCAA